AUGCGACAUUGUGACCUUACUCAUGAGCGAGUUCAACAAAUUAUCGAAUAUUUGAGGAAUGGAACAUAUCCCGAUCCUUGUUCUCAAUCGAAAAGAAAUUUUCGGAAGACCGCCAAACGAUUUGUAUUAAAACGAUUUGAAUCUCCCGAGAUAUUAUACUAUCGUGCUGCACCUGGAGUGUUAUUGCGUGUUUUUUCUUCAUCUGAGAUGAAUGAAAAAAUCCAAUCCAUCUAUGAAGUACACAAAUCAAAUGGUCAUCCCGGGCGUGAUAGACUAAUGGGUCUAUUAAAAAAAAUUGUUUAUGGAGUUAACAGACGUGAAGUUAUGAGGGUUUUGCAAUCUUGCCCGAUAUGCAAGGCCAAAAAUUUAAUGAAUACAAGACCCGUAAUACAGCCAAUCCGGGCAUUUUCAGUAAGAGAGAGAUACAUUUUUGACCUUAUUGAUCUUCGUCAUUAUACUGAAUUCAAUCAAGGCUAUUCCUGGUUGUUAGUAGGACUGGAUUCAUUUUCAAAAUUUUGUUGGACUAGUCCUUUAAAAACAAAAAGAGCCAAAGAAGUUAUAGAGAAAAUCAGGGAUGUUAUUCUUAUUUUUGGGAAACCCUUAAUUUUGCACACGGAUAAUGGAAAAGAGUUUGUUAACUCCACUGCAAUAGAAAUGUGCAAUGCAUUUAAUAUAAAACACGUACGCGGAAGAGCAAGAUGUCCCUGGGUUCAAGGCCAAGUUGAACGGCUGAAUCAAACCCUCAAAAAUAUGCUCUCAUCUACCGGCAUAUCUAGAGGGAAUAACUAUAAUUGGUGCGGAAUUCUGCGAGAAAUAACGAGUGCAUACAAUAAUAUGGUACAUUCAACUACGAAAAACACUCCUUUUCGACUAAUGUUUGGACCCUCUGCUAGCGAAACAAUUUAUGUGCAUUAUUCAGAGCCUGAAAUUAAUCAAUUAUUGGGAGAGAUUGAUUCUUUGAAUAAUACAGAAAUCAGUCCAGAGCUUGAAAUAGAAUAUUCUAAAUGGAUCUUUAAAGUUAAAGAGGAAGAUCGUUGUCUGGCGAUAAAAAGUUCGGACAAGGCAGCGGAAAAGAUGGCUAGGCGAAGAAAAUGGGCCAACGAUGUUGAAGUAUACGAGGUUGGCAUGAAAGUAGUGCGAAAAGUCUUCGUGGAUUCAAAUAUACACACCAGAAAAGGUCUAUGUCUUCAAUGA
Molecule: messenger RNA, 1194 nt
Organism: Octopus sinensis (East Asian common octopus)
Lineage: Eukaryota; Metazoa; Mollusca; Cephalopoda; Octopoda; Octopodidae
Product: KRAB-A domain-containing protein 2-like
Exons: 1
Coding region: 1-1194 (397 amino acids)
Biological process (GO): DNA integration
Molecular function (GO): nucleic acid binding
Source: RefSeq, a predicted model, not a curated record